CGCGCUUUUCAUCCUUUUCAAUGCUCCCUCUCGCUCGUCCCCGACCGCAGAGUGUGUGCGCGUGCGUGCGCGGAUCGCCGAGCGCCGUUUCAUUCUCUGCUGCCAGGAGACACGCAUCUCUUUAAUCCCCGGUAGACGGUCAGUCUGCUCCAAAACAGCCUCCGCCAGAGCUCCAGUCUACCUGUUUUUAUCUCAACUAUUGCUGGCGGUUCUUCCCGAGUCACAGCCGGGCUCCGCUUGGGAAAAAACGGGAGGAGACGCGAGUACCGACUGGGCGUUGCUGGAGGAAAAGCGCUAUAGAUUUGGUCAACCAUAGCCAUUUGAUAGCAGUAGACUCCAACUAGUGGACUGAAUCCUGGGUUCCUGAUUCCUAUUUUGCUGAGACGGACCUCUAGGACUAGGACAAGAUGAAACCAGAUGGUGUUGACACGGCAACAAUGGAGCCAAUGGAAGCAUUAAAUGCAGGUCCUGCGGUCGAAGUGGCGCCAGGGGGCGAAGCUCAGGACCAGGCUUUGCCUGCAACACAAACAGAAGGUGAACCACAGCAAACAGAGGCAACCAACAAGACUGGAAAGGACAAGUCUGGGGAUCCCAAAGCUAAGACGAAGGCUCCUGCCAAAACAAAGACACCCACCUCUGGAACCAAGACAUCUACAACCGGCUCCCGUCCCACCACUGGCCAAAGCCAUCUGAUAAAUGGGGCACAGAAGUCGCAAGCUAAUGGCGUCAACAAAAAGACCACCACAGCAGGCCUGGAUAAGAAAACCUCAACUACUGCUGCCACUAAAAAACCAGUCAGCUCUACUUCUGCACCCACAACCAAGACCCCAAACAAGGUGGCUGAGAAAAAGCCUGUGGGGACGGCGAGACCUGCCAGUGCUCCAGCCAAUGGUGUGAAGACAACAGGGGCAGCACAGCCCAUCAAGAAAGCCCCUGCUGCACCAGCUAAUGGUCUGAAAUCUAAACCAAAAACUACAGCUCCAGCUCCAGCUCCAAGACCUGCCACUGCAUCCACCACUAAGACCAGCAUCACUGGCUCUCCUGUCACCAAAACAACCAGGUCUGUUGGCUCUGCUCCUGCUGCCCCUAAGCCUGGGACACCAACAUCUGCCAGCAAGACAUCUACAACCGCAUCCAGGCCAACUACUGCUACACCCAAGACACCAGCUACAACUGCUAAACCCUCACCUGCUAAAACCACAGCUCCCCCUGGUGGCCGCACUCCCACUCCUAAGACCACAACACCUGUCAAGAAAGAUGUCAGUAAGCAGUCAUCUGCUCCAGCAGCCAAGAAGCCCACUUCUUCUCCGCUUACCCGGCCAGCACCAACUAAGUCCACCAAACCUGACACCCCUAAGCCAGCCUCCACUGCCAAGGCAGAAUCAGCCUCCAAAAAAUCCACCACCUCCAGUAAGGCGGCAGAUGUUAAGAUUAGUAAACCCAAGGAGAGCAAAGCAACACCUUCCAAGGAGGUCAACGCAAGCCCCAAGACCACAGGCAGCAAGCCUAGCACUAAAACAAGCAGCCCAAAGAAGUCAGUUGGCAGUAGCACUCCAAAGCCAUUGAAAGGUGGCCCAAAAGCCUCCCAGCCUGCAGACGCAGCAGCCACAGAGGCCGAGAACAAGGACAUGGUACCAGCUAUGGUUGCAGCCACUACUGCAGCUGCUGCUGUUGUUUCUAUGGUGACCUCUGAGGCAGCACCUGAAGACUUAGCCAUAUCUUUUGUUCCUGUUGCCACUGAAGAGGCACCUGAGGACUUGUUUACCCAGGUCAAUCCUGCUGCCUCAAAGGUGAAAUUAGAAGGCUCAUUUACAACUCCAAUUCCUGCUUCCUCUGAGGACUCUAAAGAUGAUUCAAAAGAAAUGGCCAAACCUGUCAUUGCCCCUAGCACUAUGAAAGCACCAGAAGACAUAGUUACACCUGUCAUUCUUCCUGUCUCUGAGGGUUCACCUGAAGAUUCUGUUACACAUUUCAGUUCUGAAGAAACAUCUGAAGACAGAACUAUGUCUGCCAUUCCACCUACCUCUGAUGAGGUACAAGAGGAAACUGUUUCACCUGUCAUUCCUUCUGAAGAAACACCUGAAGAUGUAUCUACAUCUGUCGUUCCUCCUACCUCUUAUGAGGCACAAGAAGAAACCGUCUCACCUACCAUUCCUUCUGAAGAAACACCAGAGGAUGUAACUAUAUCUGUCGUUCCUCCUACCUCUUAUGAGGCACGAGAAGAAACCGUUUCACCUGCCAUUCCUUCUGAAGAAACACCAGAGGAUGUAACUAUAUCUGUCGUUCCUCCUACCUCUUAUGAGGCACGAGAAGAAACCGUUUCACCUGCCAUUACUUCUGAAGAAACACCUGAGGAUGUAACUACAUCUGUCGUUCCUCCUACCUCUUAUGUGGCACAAGAAGAAACCGUUUCACCUGCCAUUACUUCUGAAGAAACACCUGAGGAUGUAACUACAUCUGUCGUUCCUCCUACCUCUUAUGAGGCACGACAAGAAACCGUUUCACCUGUCAUUCCUUCUGAAGAAACACCUGAGCAUGUAACUACAUCUGUCAUUCCUCCUACCUCUUAUGAGGCACGAGAAGAAACCGUUUCACCUGUCAUUCCUUCUGAAGAAACACCUGAGGAUGUAACUACAUCUGUCAUUCCUCCUACCUCUUAUGAGGCACGACAAGAAACCGUUUCACCUGUCAUUCCUUCUGAAGAAACACCUGAGCAUGUAACUACAUCUGUCAUUCCUCCUACCUCUUAUGAGGCACGAGAAGAAACCGUUUCACCUGUCAUUCCUUCUGCUUCUGAACAAACACCUGAAGAUGUAACUACAGCUGUCAUCACCCCUACCUCUUAUGAGGCACGAGAAGAAUCUGUUUCACCUGUCAUUCCUUCUGCUUCUGAAGAAACACCUGAAGAUGUAACUACAGCUGUCAUCCCCCCUACCUCUUACGAGGCACGAGAAGAAACUGUUUCACCUGUCAUUCCUUCUGUUUCUGAAGAAACACCUGAAGAUGUAACUACAGCUGUCAUCCCCCCUACCUCUUACGAGGCACGAGAAGAAACUGUUCCACCUGUCAUUCCUUCUGUUUCAGAAGAAACACCUGAAGAUGUAACUACAGCUGUCAUCCCCCCUACCUCUUACGAGACACCUGAAGAAUCCAUUUCACCUGUCAUGCCUCCUGCCUCUGACAAAACACCUGAAGACACAACUGCAUCCGUCAUUCCCCCUAACUCUUAUGAGGCACCUAUAGAAACAACUUCAUCUGUUAUUCCUCAAGCCUUUGAAGACGAACCCGAAGACACAUUUUCACCUGUUAUUUCUCCUACUUCUGAUGAGGCGGAGCAUGUCUAUCCCCAGGAUGUCCCACAGAGCAUGGACACUAAUAAAGAUGACAAUACAAUGUCUCAGCUGGCUGCUGCAAUGGACUUGGUCAGUCUGAAGGAGUCAGUGCCUGCUGUGUCUCCCCUGGGCACAACAGUACUGUCCCCACCAUCCUCUCCCAACAGACCAACAUCCGUGCCAGUUGAGCUCCCAAGUUCAGUUCCCUUCCUGAGUACGCAGGGUCCAUCUGAACCAUGGGCACAGAGCUCUUCACUGUACUCCAGCUCUGCAACCAUAGAGAACCAGGAGCAGGAUAUGGAAAGAGAGCAUGAUGAAGAAAGUGAACAGGAUGAUGAAAAAGAUCAGGAUGAUAUACAGAUGCCCUCUGCUGCAGAGAACGUGAUAGAAGACGUUGAUCUGAUGGGCUCCACUAGUGGGAAUCAAAUCAGAAAUGCAGCUCCUAUCUCCCCCUUGAGAAGAGAAGAGGCAGUGGAGAAAGCUGAAGAAGAGAUUAAUGAAGACAAUGAUGAGGAGGAGGAGGAAGAGAAAGAGGAGGAGGAGGAGGAAGAAGAAGAGUUAAAAGAGAUUGGCUUAAAGGAAUCGGUGCCCCAAACAGAGAAAGAAGUUCACUUUAAAAAAGGCAUGGCAGAUUUUGCCAGCUCUGAUUGGGGUAUGAUGCAAUCAGAUCACAUGUACAGCAGUAACAAACAUGACUCAGAAGUGACAUCUCCUUUUAAUGCUGAAGACAGUUGCAGUGCUAAAGAUACAGAUGACUUCACCAUAACUGAGGCAGACAGGGAACAGCCAUUCACAGGGCCUCCUGGAAUCCAGUCAUUUGGUAGUGAAGAUGAGGAAGAGGAUGAGGAAGCAGAGCAUUUAAAGGAAGACAUGGAUCUGGCAUUAGAGCAUGAUGAUGAACAUCUCAAACAACAGAAAGACUUGGAGGAAGCAGAUGAAGAUGUGGAGAUGGUACGCAGAGGCAUGGCUGAGAGUGGACUUGGGGUUCGUACAGAUGAUGGUAAUGAAGAUGAAGAUGAAGAUGAAGAUGAUUACAGACAUGAGAGUGAUCUAGUUCUCAACAGCAUGGGUCACACUGCUGGAGCAACAUCUAUGCCUUUGACAGCAGCAUGGAGUAAUUCCAUUCCAUUCUCUGAUUCCUGGGCCCAACCUUCUUUCGCCCUGUCUGAAUCAAACCUGUCAGAUUCAAGAGUUAAAGAUCCAGAUACACUCACCAAAUACCCAGCCGACCUAGACAUAAUCACCACAUUCUCAGCUGAACCAGAUACACCACCCAAAUCCCCAUUUGAGGCUUUUCUGAACAAAAGUCCACCCCUUAUUCAGACCUUGAAACCUCAAUCUGACAUCCAAGAGGAGACAGGUAUCUCAGUCUCAGUGGAGUCGGGUAUCUUGGCUCCUCCUACCAUUGGAAUGUCCCAGUCCAGCACCCUCAGUGGAACAGUGGCUGCCCAUAGCAGCAGUGAGACCAGCACACCUGAAGAGCUUCAAGAUUAUGACAGCAGCUCAGGUGUAGAAUCCCGAUCAGACAAGCAGCAGACACCAGUCCCUGCCAUGCAUACAGACAUGGAGCAGGACCUAGGUAUUCACCUUGAGCGAGGUGAUGGGGAGGAGGAAGAGGCAGAAACGCUGCCAGUUGAUGAAGUACUGGGUGAUGCCGCAACAGCACCAGCCUCUGUACCAUCAUCACCAUCAAUCUCUGGUGAUGAAGCCAGUGAUACAGAGGGUGAGAUGCAAAUCAAUGACCCUGAUGUUGCGGUUGAUGACAAUGCCACAGUCCCCCACAACCUUACUGCCCUGGAAGAAGAUGGGGAGGCUCCUGAACAGAUUGGAGAGGAAGAUGGUGAUACACCUCAGUCAGCCAACUCUGUGGCCUCCUACGGUUUUGACUGCUCCGCAUCCAUCUCUAAUGCCCACUCUAUGGCUGAAAGCUGUGGAAAGAGUCCAGGCAUCUUUAGCCUGGAAAAUGAAGAGCAGCUUCCGGAAGAGGCCAAGGAUCCUUCUUUCAUCAAGGAGCUCACCCUGCCAGCAGCUACCGCCUACAGUGAUGACUUGAUGGGCUGUCCAGUGGAUUUGCUGCCUAUCAGUGAGCCCACAGAGAGGGACACUGGGUACAUGCUGUGUAGUAAGACAGACCCAGGCGCGAUGGAGGAAAUGGAUCCUGAGUCCCCUAUGCACCUAUCACCCCAACAUGGGGACGGUUCUGACGGUCAGCCACCAUACUACUCUGCUAUAUGUGAUAAGACUGAUAACUUUCUGGCAGGUAACGUAUAAAGUCCCUCUUUUGGAAUGUACCUUGUCUACCCCAAACCCCACGCUCCCACCCUGUGUCCUUCAUUUCUUCCAAAUGUGGGAUUAAUAAGCAAAUAAAUGAAUGGAAAUAUGUAAUAGAAGGGGGAAAGAAAAGAAGAGCCAUCAGGUGAGGGAUAAUAGCUUUGUCUGAGCUGCUCUCUGUUCUUCUAUUACCACGGUGGUGGUUAUGAUUGUAUGGCUUAAAUUUCUGUAUGUACAGUAGCUAUUCUCAUUUUCUAUUAGAAUGUACUUUUUAAAUAACACUGUGUUUCAUGGCACCCCUGAACCUGCAAUGUUAGAUUAAGUUAAGUUGAUGUCCUUUAAUGAAAGGACAAAAAUGCAAAAAAUAAACACUUGGUGGACUCCAACUACCUUUGUAUUUAUCCUACUGUUUUACCAAUCAAAUGUCAUUUUUUUAUACUUUGUUUUUUUCUUCUUUUUUUAUUUGAUUUGUUAAGAUCCCUGUCUUACCUUAAUGUUUGUACACACAUCAGUUUUCCUGCACUGUAAAAGUAGCUUUACUGUCUUUUAAAACUUAUUACAGCUUUCUCUUUUAAAACGUGUUCCAGCACUAACUCUUUUAGCAUUAAAUACAGGUUAAAUAUUCUUCAGAAGCUUUUCACUCUCACAGUGUUUGACAUAGGGAGGUGAAUGAGUGUUAGAUGGCAAAUCAAACUUCAUUUUUGGUUGUCUUUUGUUAGUUUUGAGCUACUGCUGCCUAUUUUUGUGAAGGAUAACAUAGAUUCUCAUUGGCACAUAACUUAAGUCUUUUAAAGUAUAGGGCUCAGAUUGAUCUGGAUUCUUUCAUUUACAGUUGUUAAACAUUUGUACUUUGGAACAGACUAACUAUUUCUGUUAAUGACAAUUGAAGUGUUUUCCUGCAUUUGUAAAUCUUAAAAUGAUGCUCGCAGGUCAUUGUACUGUGAGUACUGGGACAUUUCUACAAGAAUUGGAAGUGCAUGUGUAACUAAUUAAGAAAUUCAUUUUGCUAUGAAUCCAGACAUGAUCCAGAGAUGUUUGGACAUUAAUGAUUCACAAUAACUAAAAGGUUUUUCCAAAAAUUCCAUUAAACAUCAUUGCAAUGCU
Cyprinus carpio (common carp) is the source of this 6707-nucleotide messenger RNA. RefSeq lists its product as uncharacterized. The record is from RefSeq and is a predicted model, not a curated record. Lineage: Eukaryota; Metazoa; Chordata; Actinopteri; Cypriniformes; Cyprinidae.